AUGGAAGUCUUUGACCAAAACCUCGCGAAUGAGUUCCGGAUCCGAGAGAUAGAGAACCGGAUUUCCCAACUCAUAGACACCGAAACACUUGCCGUUACCGACACAGAGAUCUCGUUGCCAUUCGAACCACUGUUUCAUAUGUCGACGGGAAACGUGACUAUUGGCGUAAACAAGGCGUACGGACAGCGAUUUCUCGAUCUGGAUCUCUAUGGCCGUAACGGCAAGUGUUUCGGUGUCUAUGAGUUGGGAAAACCGGUUCUCUAUCUCUCGGAUCCAGAACUCAUUCGCGAGGUUUUGGUCAAAGACUUCCAUAUGUUUACCAACAAAAAGCUAAACAUGAUUAGUUCUGACCACAUCGGUACCCAAACUGUUCCAGAUGGCAUGAUAAUUUAA
Molecule: messenger RNA, 393 nt
Organism: Oppiella nova
Lineage: Eukaryota; Metazoa; Arthropoda; Arachnida; Sarcoptiformes; Oppiidae
Source: the annotation of a GenBank genome assembly